Molecule: messenger RNA, 447 nt
Organism: Nannizzia gypsea CBS 118893
Lineage: Eukaryota; Fungi; Ascomycota; Eurotiomycetes; Onygenales; Arthrodermataceae
Exons: 1
Coding region: 1-447 (148 amino acids)
Source: RefSeq, a predicted model, not a curated record
AUGUUCCCACCAAAUGUCAAUCUCGGCAAACGCUUCACCGCUCUUGGUGUCGAUCUCAUUAUUCUCGGCAUCUUCCUCUCUCCUUCUAUCAAAAAUAUACUCUCCAACAGCUUCUUCCUUUGGUUUGGCCGAAACAGCUUUGCCGUCUACCUUACACAUGGUACGCUACUGAAGACGGUUCUAACCUAUAUGAUUUACGGCAACAUCACUGGAGAGCCAUGGGUCGUCACCAAGAACGAAAAAGGAGAGGACGUCCUACCGCCAUGGUUCCCUCGGGGAUCUCCCGGAGUAUUCGCCAUUUGCAUACCAAUUUGGCUGGUGAUAGUGUACACCGUUGCCCAUUUCUGGACAACAUAUGUCGACUCCUUCUGCGCAAGAGUCACUCAGCGACUCGAAAACCUUGCCUUUGAGUCCGACAACGAGAAAACCCAACAACUCCCUAGGUGA